Messenger RNA from Anopheles funestus (African malaria mosquito), 964 nucleotides. RefSeq names its product ADP-ribosylation factor 2 (gene Arf102F). The transcript is spliced from 4 exons. The record is from RefSeq and is a predicted model, not a curated record. Gene Ontology annotation, molecular function: GTP binding; GTPase activity. The coding region runs from base 279 to 821 and encodes 180 amino acids. Gene Ontology annotation, biological process: intracellular protein transport; vesicle-mediated transport. NCBI's taxonomy places the organism in Eukaryota, Metazoa, Arthropoda, Insecta, Diptera, Culicidae. Gene Ontology annotation, cellular component: cytoplasm; plasma membrane.
AGAAUUUACUAAAUUCCCUAUUGUAAUUUGUACUCCAGCAAAACAGGCUCCCUUUAGCGACACUGACGUGGCAUAUUGUUAUGUUUUGAAUCGUGUAACAAUAGAAGUUUCAUAAAAUACGCUAGCCAUCGCCAGCGUGCAUAUUCCGGUGGUAAGGAAAAUCCCGAUAAAAGCAGACGACAACCCACGCGUUAGCCGCACGGCGUAGCCCAAGGGCAAGAGCAGCAGAAAAGCAAGGAUCAGAAACUAAACGUAAACACAACCCGAAACUCAACACGAUGGGCUUGACCAUUUCCAGCGUACUAACUCGGUUGUUCGGCAAAAAGCAAAUGCGCAUAUUAAUGGUUGGGCUUGAUGCUGCCGGUAAGACGACGAUCCUGUACAAGCUGAAGCUGGGCGAAAUCGUUACCACCAUUCCGACGAUCGGCUUCAACGUCGAAACGGUCGAGUACAAAAACAUCUGCUUCACCGUGUGGGAUGUCGGUGGUCAGGACAAGAUUCGUCCGCUCUGGCGUCAUUAUUUCCAAAACACGCAGGGACUCAUUUUUGUGGUUGAUUCAAACGAUCGUGAGCGUAUCGUGGAAGCGGAAAAGGAGUUGCAUAGCAUGCUGCAAGAGGACGAACUGCGCGAUGCCGUACUGCUGGUGUUUGCCAACAAGCAGGAUCUUCCCAAUGCAAUGACGGCCGCUGAACUGACCGAUAAAUUGCACCUAAAUCAGCUACGAAACAGACACUGGUAUAUACAAGCGACUUGUGCCACCCAGGGCCACGGAUUGUACGAAGGGCUAGAUUGGCUGUCAAACGAGCUGGCUAAAAAGUGAUGAUAAUCUGGUCGUCUUUGUCGACCGAGCUGUGCUGGAGAAGUUUAUUUUUAAGACGCUGGUGUAUCCCUUAUACAAUUUCAUUGUUUCGUAUGAAUAAACAAUAGGAUGAAAAUUCCAACCAUUAAUAUGAGUAAACGUAA